Messenger RNA from Oncorhynchus kisutch (coho salmon), 903 nucleotides. Its product is annotated as bone morphogenetic protein 6. The record is from RefSeq and is a predicted model, not a curated record. The coding region runs from base 99 to 776 and encodes 225 amino acids. Gene Ontology annotation, molecular function: growth factor activity. Lineage: Eukaryota; Metazoa; Chordata; Actinopteri; Salmoniformes; Salmonidae. The transcript has 5 exons.
CUUCACUCAAACACAUCCCAAAGCAGUCAGCAGACCCCUUUCCUCUCUGAAUAGGACUACAAGAACCACACCAAUGAUUUGAUUGGAAUCUGACUUGGAUGUCAAUCUGUCUGCAGAGAAAGAUGAUUAUCUUGCGAUAUCUGAUGGUUAUGCUCUCUAGCUGGCCCCUGGGAGAAACUUUUAUUCUGAAAUCCUCAGGGCAGAAACCCAAAGCAACUCCAACAGACUUUGCUCCAGUCAUCACCCUGAACAGUUGCCAAGGGGAACCCCUGUCAGACAUCAAACAUUUCCUUCUGAGGGGUCUGAACCUGCAGAGAGAGCCUCAGACGAAGGGGACUGGACUGGCCUCACUCAGGGAGCAGUGGAUGGCUGCGUUCACAACCCAACGCAGUGACUCUCAGACAGCACUGGACAGCAACGCAGGAAACUCCCAGCAAGAGUUCUCUGGAAAUACAACAGGGCCACACUGCUGUCAACUGGUCUCUAAGAUCUACAUACAAGACCUGGGCUGGCAGAACUGGAUCAUCUACCCAGAGAGGUUUACCUUCACCCAGUGUGCAGCCUGCACCACACAGCUGAACCCUGCUGGCCAACAGUGUGGAGCGCACCUUCCCUCACAGGACUCCCCUCCAGAGGUUUCCUGCUGCAAACCUGCAUCCCAACACCUGGUGCCAGUGCUCUACCUGGAUGAAUUCAACACACUGAUCAUCUCCUCUGUGUAUCUGACCCGGGACUGCAGCUGCACACCAGCCAUCAACCCCCAUCGCCAUACUUAAUAGACCUGUCCAUUCUCCAACGGUUUUAUAUUAUAGUGUAGAGCUCUCUAAAUAAGAUCCAUACUCUACAUUUUAUAUACUGUACAUGGUCAUGUUCCCAUACUCACAUAAACCCCAUCUAAACAUA